Messenger RNA from Folsomia candida, 1146 nucleotides. RefSeq lists its product as uncharacterized. The coding region runs from base 262 to 984 and encodes 240 amino acids. Gene Ontology annotation, cellular component: nucleus; transcription regulator complex. The record is from RefSeq and is a predicted model, not a curated record. Gene Ontology annotation, biological process: regulation of transcription by RNA polymerase II. NCBI's taxonomy places the organism in Eukaryota, Metazoa, Arthropoda, Collembola, Entomobryomorpha, Isotomidae. The transcript is spliced from 4 exons.
CGCAUUAAUGUCGUUUUAAUUUCUGUUUAAUUUAUUUUUCACCACGACAUCAAUUUAUAGUAUAUUCUUUUCAUUUUGAUUUCGUUCAAAAUUAAUGUCAUGCAAACAUUUUAUUUUCAUUUUGUUUUCGUUAAUUAUUUAUAGUGCAAUUCAUCUCGUUUUCUUUUCUGUUUCACAUCAUUUUGCAAAGUUGACAUGCGGUCAACUUUUUCCGAGUGAAAAUAAAACGAAACAUCAUGCAGAUUUUAAUAUAAAGCGGAAAUGGGUCCCAAAAAAAUAGCCCUGAAAAGCGCAUUCUCGCCAGAGGAUGACAAACUGGCGCUCGAAUCCAAGUUGGUGACCCUAGUGGAGCCCCACCGCCACAUCUGGGACAUCAAAGACAAGGACUACAAGGUCAACACGAUGCGACAAAAUACUUUUACUAGUAUUGGAGAGCAGCUUGGAAAACCUGGUGACGUGUGUAUGGCACUUUGGCAAAGUUUGAGGACCCAGUACUUGGCCGCGAGACGAGCUCUUCCAACGGGAAGUGGGGCUAAAGCACGAAGUUCCUUCCGACUGUUUGAUGCAAUGUCCUUUAUUUCAGGAGGACAAGAUCAGUCUCAGACCAUUUGUAAUCUUGAUGGUGAUGAGGACGAGACAGAGCAUGCAGAUGACGAAUUCUCAACAAUAAACUUCGCUGACUUGAACGAUGACAACAUUGACACUUCCGUUGUCCCAAUUCAAACUCAAAACUCGGUGCCAGAGUCUAAUCCUCGCCCGAGAUCCCAUGCUAAAUUCGGAGGGAAGAGGAAGCUGGACAGUCUGGAGGAACAAAUGCUUAAUUUUGUCAAGGGAGGUGACUCGAAGGAUGACGAAUUUGAGCGAUUUGGGAAGACCUUGGCUGCAAAACUUCGCAAAAUUCAUGAAAAGGAUCCCAAGGCUGCUGCGACCUGCGAAUAUGAACUGCAUGGGGUUUUGUACAAAACAGAACUCGAUAUUUUGUAAUUACAGUUACUAUACAAUACAUAUAACUAUAUUUAAUAGGCGUUGAGUUUAUGUUGCAUAUCCAAAAUUUGUAUUUGUAGUUUAUUUCAAGAUGUGGUGAAAUAAAAACUGCUCAAAAUAAUUUACAAAUCAAUGCACUCAAAAAGAUUAUAACACAAUAUA